Messenger RNA from Uranotaenia lowii, 1605 nucleotides. RefSeq names its product probable cytochrome P450 313a4. The record is from RefSeq and is a predicted model, not a curated record. Bases 31 to 1545 code for a protein of 504 amino acids. Gene Ontology annotation, molecular function: oxidoreductase activity, acting on paired donors, with incorporation or reduction of molecular oxygen; heme binding; monooxygenase activity. The transcript is spliced from 4 exons. NCBI's taxonomy places the organism in Eukaryota, Metazoa, Arthropoda, Insecta, Diptera, Culicidae.
UUUGAUCGGAUCGAAAGCUGCUUCCUAACGAUGGAUCUCAUCCUUCAGUUACCUCUGCUAGGAUUUCUUCUGUUCUUGAUCGUGAUCCUUUACGUGAAGUUACUGCAAUGGAAGUAUCGCUAUGCCGAGAGUAUUCCGUUUAGAGGUUUUACGCGGUAUCCGUUGUUCAAAAAUGACUUCAAAUUGGUUUUUUCCAACUCGGUUGAGAAAUUUACGAUGUUUGCCGAGGGCUUUUCGGCUCCCGAUCGAAUCUCGAAGGCCUGGAUCGGACCAUUCAUGUUUUUCGGAACCAACCAUCCGGAUAUUGUGCAGGCUAUAGUGAAUGAUCCCAACUGUUUGAACAAACCGUUUUUGUACGACUUUUUGCGGAUGCAAAACAGUCUCCUGGGUGCUAAACAUGAUCGAUGGAAAGUGCAGCGGAAAUUGCUGAACCCUACGUUCAACUUGAGGAUCAUCCACAGCUUCGUCCCGAUCAUGGAACGAAGCUCUCGCAAGUUGGUGAGCACUUUGGGGAAAAUCAAGGGCACAUUCGACAUACAGGAGUACAUCAGCGGGUGCAGUUUGGAGACAACAGCUCACGCUGCUUUUGGAGAGAAUUCUCUCACCGAUCAACAGAUCCACGGACUGGUGACACAUCUGAAUCGAUACGCUACCCUAACCUCGCACCGGAUGCUACAGGCUCACCUCUAUCCGGACUUUCUCUACAAGUUCACGGAGAGGUUUAGACUGGAAAUGGAAUCUCUGAAAUUUGGUGAGACCAUAACUUAUGGGAUGUUGCAGAAGAGGAAAAAGGUUAUAGAGGUCAAACUUCGAAAGAACCAAGAAAAGGUUGAUGAGGACACGAUCAAAGUUCACAAGCCGGAAAUUUUUAUGGAUCAGAUGCUGAUGGUGGCCCAUUCGCUGACAGAUAAGGAAAUCGCCCACAACAUCUUGGUCGUACUCGUUGGGACAAGUGACACUACCGGCUAUACCUUAGCCUACGUCAGUCUGUUCAUGGGAAUGUUCCCACAUCACCAGGACCGGCUCUACCAGGAGGUCAUGGAGCACUUUCCCGAUGAAACGGAAUCAUUCGACAACGACAUUGAAUUUGUGAUAGCCCGCCUUAAGAAGCUGACCUUCAUGGAGAUGUUCCUAAACGAGACGAUGCGAGUUUGUCCGGUAGCGCCGUUGAUCGUGCGUCAAACCCACGGCCCCGUUAAGCUGGACGACGUCACCAUUCCGGAGGGUAACUUCCUGGCCAUUUCACUAUACGCCCUUCAUCGAAUUGCUGACUUCUGGGGUCCGGAUGCGGACCAAUUUGAUCCGGAACGGUUUUCUCCAGAGAGAUCGAAAGGUCGUCACCCGUACGCCUUUCUACCAUUCAGCGGAGGAUCGCGGAACUGCAUCGGAUCGCGCUACGCCAUGAUCAACAUGAAAAUUAUACUCGUCUUUCUGGUGCGGGCCUUCCGGUUUCAUACCGAGCUUCGCUUCAAAGAAAUGCGGCAUGAGUUCGGGGUCAGCUUGAAGCUUAACGGUGGACAUAUGGUUAGGCUUGAGCCUAGAUAGAGAUAGUUUCUUUAAGGUCCUAGGUUAAUAUUGCAAUCUUGCAGUUUCCUAUUUUCAGAA